AUGGAAGAUAAACCUCUCCCCCAAGCUAGCAAAGACCCUCGCGAACUCACCACCGAAGAAUCCUCUGCAUCGGCGCUCUUCCCCUCCUUCACGUCCACCACCGCCUGGUCGCUGGGUCUCGCGCUCCGCAAUCGCAUUCUGUUACUGCCGCCGGAGCAGCGAAAACCCGCGUUGGUAUCCAUUGCGCUAACGGGGGGUUCAGAACCCCAUGUGGUGUUUCAAUCCGCGACCGAGCCAGGCACUGUCCCUGAUAAUGAGAUCUGGGUGCGGAGGAAAAGGAAUACCGUGUUGCGGUGGGGAGUGUCCAGCUGGUUGAUGCGGAAUAAGAUGCUCUCCAGUACCGGGCUGGGACCAAAUGAGAUCGAGGGCGCUUUUGUUCGGAAACAUGCUCUGACGAGUACGGGUGGCGGUGGCGCUGCUGAUGAUUUCGCCAUUCAUGGAGGUGGGUUCCCCGUCCGUGUAAAGGGUGUGGAUGGGGUCGUGGCGGUCAUCGUUGUGAGUGGAUUGAAGCAGGAGGAUGAUCAUCAAGUUAUUGUGGAGGUUGUCAGGGACUUUAUUGCGCAAGGUGGCAAUUAG
This is a messenger RNA of Aspergillus tanneri, 576 nucleotides long. Its product is annotated as DUF967 domain protein. Gene Ontology annotation, biological process: post-translational protein targeting to endoplasmic reticulum membrane. The record is from RefSeq and is a predicted model, not a curated record. Bases 1 to 576 code for a protein of 191 amino acids. Lineage: Eukaryota; Fungi; Ascomycota; Eurotiomycetes; Eurotiales; Aspergillaceae. Gene Ontology annotation, cellular component: TRC complex. The transcript is spliced from 2 exons.